AUGGCUGAAUUUCUAGAACAACUUAAACAAGUGUAUUUCCGUGUAUUCCCCUCUGAGGCGGGCAAAGGGCAAAUCGGUUCAAUUGAAUUCAAUAUUUGGCUAUCACAAAUGUCGGGCGUACCGUUAUCGCCAUGGUUUGUGCCGCUACGCCGAUCACAGCUUGUGAAUGUAUUAUUGCUGAUCUGCGAUAUUCUUCGUUAUUUUUCAGAUCCCGACUUGGCUGGUCAAAUAUUUCCAUAUCGUGUUACAAUGCCCGCUUGGUUGCCGUUCUUCAUGCAGGUGUUCUAUAUAGGUGUCACUGAUUUCAUGUUUGCCGUGCAAAUUGUCACAGUUGAUUACUUAAAUAUAAGCAUGAUGAAUUUACUACGAUGCCAUUUGAAUAUCAUUAAAUCCACUUUUGAUGAACUCAUUUUGGACGAAUAUCACGUGAGAAGCGAUAUGAAGCGUAUACGUGAUCCUAAUGCACGAAUGGCUGACAUUGUGGAGCAUCAUUGUAUAUUAAAGUCCGUGCGUGAUGACGUUGAAUCCAUAUUUCGCCUGUCCAUAUUGCUGCAAUUCUUCACUUCUUAAGUUAUAUCUGCGGUGACGGGCUUUCAAGCGACUAUAAACUCUAGUAAUUCCAACAGUGAGAUGAUAAUUUAUUUCUAUUGCUUUUGCAUUUUUACACAGCUUUUCGGCUAUUGUUGGUUCGGCAAUGAGGUUAAUGAACAGAAUAAAACUCUCGCUGCUCAUGGUUAUGGCUCGUCUUGGUAUCGCUUCGAUCAACGAUUUCGAAAGUCGCUCGCCAUUUUUUUGCUCAACGCCCAACAACCGUUUAAUUUUACUGGCGGUGGAUUUGUCGACUUGUCGUUGCCCAGUUUUACGAACGUAAUGAGUAAGGCCUACAGCUUCAUCGCUGUACUGCGUCAAAUAUAUGAACGUUAAGAACGUUAAAAGGAAUUCCCCUAAAUUUGUGCUAUUUACAAUUACUCUGAUCAGUACACUUGCUUGUAUCCACAG
This is a messenger RNA of Bactrocera oleae (olive fruit fly), 999 nucleotides long. The record is from RefSeq and is a predicted model, not a curated record. Lineage: Eukaryota; Metazoa; Arthropoda; Insecta; Diptera; Tephritidae.